Trifolium pratense (red clover) is the source of this 3491-nucleotide messenger RNA. Its product is annotated as importin-9. The record is from RefSeq and is a predicted model, not a curated record. Gene Ontology annotation, cellular component: nuclear envelope; cytosol. The coding region runs from base 158 to 3235 and encodes 1025 amino acids. Gene Ontology annotation, biological process: protein import into nucleus. Gene Ontology annotation, molecular function: small GTPase binding. NCBI's taxonomy places the organism in Eukaryota, Viridiplantae, Streptophyta, Magnoliopsida, Fabales, Fabaceae. The transcript has 33 exons.
GCCACUGUCUGUCUUGGCCAGCUAUAAAACCCCAGCAUCUUCUUCCACAUUCCUUCCUAACUGAGCGGGAAAAAGCUGCUCUCAAGUGAAGCAGCCAAAAAGCAAAAACGCCGUCGUUCUAUUUUGAGCCUCUAGGGUUUUCUCAUUUGGUGUAAUCAUGGCCAACGUUGUGGAUCAAGAUCAGCAAUGGCUUCUCAGUUGCCUUUCUGCCACACUUGACCCUAACCAGGAGGUUCGCUCUUUCGCCGAAGCGUCCCUUGAUCAAGCCUCUCGCCAAUCAGGUUUUGGUAGUGCAUUAUCGAAAGUCGUAGCAAACAAGGAACUUGCUGUGGGACUGCGUCAGUUAGCUGCAGUCCUUCUAAAGCAGUUAGUUAAAAAGCAUUGGCAGGAGGGUGAAGACUCAUUUGAACCUCCUGUGGUUUCUGUUGAUGAAAAGGAUAUCAUCCGCAGGAUGCUUCUAUUGACAUUAGAUGACCCUCAUCGUAAAAUUUGCACAGCUAUUGGUGUGGCUGUGGCGUCCAUUGCAGCGUAUGACUGGCCAGAGGAAUGGUCAGAUUUGUUGCCAUUUCUCCUGAAUUUGAUCAACAAUCAAACCAACUUGAAUGGAGUCCAUGGAGCUAUGAAAUGCUUGGUUCUUCUCUCUGCGGACUUGGAUGAUAGAAUGGUUCCAACAUUAAUACCUGCUCUUUUCCCAAGUUUGCUGACCAUUGUAUCCUCUCCGCAGAUAUAUGACACAUACAUACGAACCAAGGCCCUUUCAAUAGUCUAUUCUUGCACGUCUAUGCUGGGGGCAAUGAGUGGUGUUUAUAAUGCAGAAACGAGUUCUCUAGUAGUUCCUUUGCUUAAACCAUGGAUGGAACAGUUUUCUUCUAUUCUACAAAUUCCAGUUCAAUCUGAAAAUCCAGAUGAUUGGAGUAUUAGAAUGGAGGUUUUGAAGUGCUUGAAUCAGUUUAUUCAGAAUUUCUCUAGCCUAAUUAAAAGUGAAUUUGAGGUCAUAUUGCGACCAUUGUGGAAUACAUUUGUCUCCUCUUUGAGAGUUUAUGAGCAGGCAUCUAUCGAAGGAAUGGAAGAUUCAUAUGAAGGAAGAUAUGAUUCUGAUGGCUCAGAGAUAAGCCUUGAAUCAUUUGUUAUCCAGCUGUUUGAACUUCUGUUGACCAUUGUGGGUAAUUCAAGACUAGGAAAGGUGGUUGCAGCUAAUGUCAAAGAAUUGGUGUACUAUACUAUUGCUUUUCUUCAAAUGACGGAACAACAGGUACAUACGUGGUCUGCGGAUGCCAACCAGUUCAUUGCUGAUGAAGAGGAUGCCACUUAUAGCUGUCGCAUUUCUGGCGUGCUUUUACUGGAAGAGGUAGUCAAUUCUUUUGAUGGUGAAGGAUAUCUGGCCGUCAUAGAUGCUGCAAAACAAUGGUUCAACGAGUCUCAAACAAGAAAAGUGGCAGGCAAUGCAAGCUGGUGGAGGAUAAGAGAAGCUACUCUUUUUGCCUUGUCAUCUCUUUCAGAACAACUGCUUGAGACACAGGAGUCAGGGUUUCAGACAAGUAAUUUGAAGACCAUGAUUGAACAGAUUGUUGUCGAGGACUUUCAAAUAGAUUCUCUUGAAUACCCCUUUCUAUAUGCUCGUAUUUUUACUUCAGUUGCCAAAUUCUCCUCUGUGAUAAGCAGUGAAGUACUGGAGCACUCUCUUGAUGCAGCACUGAAGGCAAUUACGAUGAAUGUGCCUCCACCUGUAAAAGUAGGUGCCUGCAGGGCACUUGCUCAACUUCUACCUAAAGCAAAGAAAGAAAUUGUCCAACCACAAUUAUUCGGUUUAUUUUCAUCCCUCACAGAUCUUCUUAAUCAUGCAUCAGAUGAAACCUUGCAUAUGGUACUUGAAACAUUGCAAGAAGCAGUAAAGGCAGGCUACGAAUCACCAGAAAUAGUAGAACAUGUUUUAUCUCCUGUAAUCCUUAAUGUAUGGGCAUCACAUAUUUUGGAUCCUUUUAUCAGUAUUGAUGCACUUGAAGUUCUUGAGGCAAUCAAAAGCAUUCCUGGAUGUAUACAUCCAUUGGUUUCCAGAAUUUUGCCAUAUAUUGGGCCAAUUUUAAAUAAACCCCAAGAGCAGGCUGAUGGUCUGGUAGCUGGUUCACUAGAUCUGGUAACAAUGUUACUGAAGAAUGCCCCUGGCGAUGUAGUGAAAGCAGUAUAUGAUGUCUGUUUUGAUGCUGCUAUUAGAAUUAUCCUUCAAAGUGAUGAGCAUAGUGAAAUUCAGAAUGCUACAGAAUGUUUAUGUGCUUUUAUAUCUGGGGGAAGACAAGAAGUUCUUUUCUGGGGACCCGAUUCUGGAUCAACUAUGAGAAGCUUACUUGAUAUAGCCUCAAGACUACUAGACCCAAAUUUGGAAAGCUCCGGGUCUCUUUUUGUUGGGAGUUACAUUCUUCAGCUCAUAUUGCAUUUACCAUCGCAAAUGGCUGUACAUAUACAUGACCUGGUUGCUGCUCUUGUCAGACGUAUGCAAUCUGCUCAAAUUUCAUCCCUAAGAAGCUCAUUGCUAGUUGUUUUUGCCAGAUUGGUACACAUGAGUGUUCCUAAUGUUGGACAAUUUAUUGAUUUGCUAAUUUCAAUUCCCGCUGAGGGACAUAAUAAUUCCUUUGCUUAUGUAAUGUCAGAAUGGGCUAGGCAACAAGGUGAAAUACAGGGGGCCUAUCAAAUAAAAGUUACUACAAGUGCCCUGGCCUUGUUGCUAAACAGCAAGCACAGUGAACUGGAAAAAACACGUGUCCAAGGUCACCUGAUUAAGUCUGCCACAGGAAUAACCACAAGAUCAAAAGCUAAAUCAACUCCAGAUCAGUGGGUAAUGUUACCACUUCCUACAAAGAUUGUGGCUUUACUGGCAGAUGCAUUAACUGAAAUACAAGAACAAGUUUUAGCUGGUGAAGAUGAGGAUAGUGAUUGGGAAGAAGUUCAAACAGAUGGCAUUGAUAAUGAUAAAGAAUUUCUUUCUUCAGUGUCAGCUCUGGGAAAACCCUCAUAUGAACAUCUUGAAGCAAUGGCCAAAGUAUUUAACGAGGAUCAGGAUGAUCAGUAUGAAGAUGACCUUUUAUAUGUUGCCGAUCCUCUUAAUCAGAUAAAUGUGGUAAAUUACCUUGUGGAUUUCUUUGCUAACUUCUCCCAGUCGGACAGACAACUCUUAGAUCACAUAUGCAAGAGCUUGACUCAGCCUCAACAAAAUGCAAUUCAAAUGGUACUGAAGAGAUGAGAUUGAGUGUCUCAAGGAUUCAUCGAUACUACUAUGAACCGAGAAACAAAGAUAGUUGGAAAAGUGUAUUUUGUUGGGGAAAUUGUUUGUAGUAUGAAAGUUAUUUUCUUUCUGCUGCUGUGUUCCCCUUUAUAAGUUUCUUUUUUUAUAAGCUUUAUAAGUUUAUUGAUUGUGUUUACUCCAUUUGUGUUGUAUGCGCUAUCAGUUUUGGUUUAAAUUGGUUUAUUCUAAUUGCUAAUUGACCAAGUUAUUUGCA